UCUGCUUAAGGAAUGCUGAAAUACAUGAAAUUAAAUGCAAGUAAUGGUGCUAAAUGUACACUGUUGUAGGAGAAUGAAAACAUUUCAUAUUAUAGCAGGAGGAGUGUCUCUGAGAAUGGUCUGGACUUGUCAUUAUCUUCUGCACUCUGAACAGGACUCCAAGCCCUGGAACAGCAGAUGCCCAACAGCAGCUCCAUCAGCGAGUUCCUCCUCCUACCAUUGGCAGACACGCGGCAGCUGCAGCUCCUGCACUUCUGGCUCUUCCUGGGCAUCUACCUGGCUGCCCUCCUGGGCAACGGCCUCAUCAGCACAGCCGUAGCCUGCGACCGCCGCCUGCACACCCCCAUGUACUUCUUCCUCCUCAACCUGGCCCUCCUCGACCUGGGCUGCAUCUCCACCACUCUCCCCAAAGCCAUGGCCAAUGCUCUCUGGGACACCAGGGCCAUCUCCUACACAGGAUGUGCUGCACAGCUCUUUUUCUUUCUCUUCUUCAUCUCAGCAGAGUAUUCCCUUCUCACCAUCAUGUCCUAUGACCGCUACGUUGCCAUCUGCAAGCCCCUGCACUACGGGACCUUGAUGGACAGCAGAGCUUGUGCCACCAUGGCAGCAGCUGCCUGGGGCGCUGGGGUUCUCAAUUCCCUGCUGCACACUGCCAGUACGUUUUCACUGCCUCUCUGCCAAGGCAAUGUUGUCAACCAGUUUUUCUGUGAAAUCCCACAGAUCCUCAAGCUCUCCUGCUCUGGCUCCUACCUCAUGGAAUUUGUAUUUCUCUUUUUUGGUGUCAGUUUAGGCUUUGGUUGCUUUGUUUUCAUAGUUGUGUCCUAUGUGCAGAUCUUCAUGGCUGUGCUGAGGAUGCCCUCUGAGCAGGGACGGCACAAAGCCUUCUCCACGUGCCUCCCUCACCUGGCUGUGGUCUCCCUAGUUGUCAGCACUGGCUUUUUUGCCUACCUGAAGCCUCCCUCCAUCUCCUCCCCACUCCUGGAUCUGGUCGUGUCUCUUUUGUACUCAGUGGCUCCUUCAGCACUGAACCCCCUCAUCUACAGCAUGAGGAACAGGGUGAUCAAGCACACCCUCAGGAAGGUGUUGCAAUAA
Coturnix japonica (Japanese quail) is the source of this 1092-nucleotide messenger RNA. The record is from RefSeq and is a predicted model, not a curated record. Lineage: Eukaryota; Metazoa; Chordata; Aves; Galliformes; Phasianidae.